UCUAUUACAGAUCCUGACUUCACUUACCUAGGAGGUAUUUUAAAUCCCAUCCCAGACUGCCAGUUUGAGCUCUCAGGAGCUGAUGGAAUAGUACGUUCCAGUCAAGUAGAACAAGAAGGAAAAACAAAACCAGGACAAGCAGUUGACUGCAUAUGGACAAUUAAAGCUACUCCAAAUGCUAAGAUUUAUUUGCGAUUUCUUGACUAUCAAAUGGAGCAUUCAAAUGAAUGUAAAAGAAACUUUGUCGCUGUAUAUGAUGGAAGUAGUUCUAUUGAAAAUCUGAAGGCAAAGUUUUGCAGCACCGUAGCGAACGACGUCACGCUGCAGACUGGGACAGGCGUGGUUCGAAUGUGGGCAGAUGAAGGCAGCAGAUUAAGCAGAUUCAGAAUGCUGUUCACUUCAUUUGUGGAUCCUCCCUGCUCAGGCAACACUUACUUCUGCCAUAGCAACAUGUGCAUCAAUAAUUCUUUAGUCUGCAAUGGCAUUCAGAACUGUGCAUACCCUUGGGAUGAAAAUCACUGCAGAGAGAAGAAAAAAACUGGACUGUUUGAACAAAUCACCAAAACUCAUGGAACAAUCAUUGGCAUCACAUCAGGGAUUGUUUUAGUUCUUCUCAUCAUUUCAAUUCUAGUACAAGUAAAGCAGCCUCGCAAAAAGGUUAUGGCUUGCAAGACUGCUUUCAAUAAAACCGGCUUCCAGGAAGUAUUUGAUCCUCCACAUUAUGAACUGUUUUCACUAAGGGACAAAGAAAUUUCUGCAGAAUUGGCGGAUUUAUCAGAAGAACUUGAAAACUAUCAGAAAAUGAGACGCCCUUCAACAGCUUCCAGGUGCAUUCAUGACCACCACUGUGGCUCCCAGGCCUCUAAUAUAAAACAAAGCAGGACAAACCUCAGCUCCAUGGAACUUCCCUUUCGCAAUGAUUUUGCGCAGCCUCAGCCAAUGAAAACAUUUAAUAGCACAUUCAAGAAAAGUAGUUACACCUUCAAACAAGCGCACGACUGUCCCGAGCAAGUCAUAGAAGACAGGGUGAUGGAAGAGAUUCCCUGUGAAAUAUAUGUUAGAGGAAGAGAAGAUACAGCACAAGGUUCAUUAUCUAUUGACUUUUAAUUUCCUAGGGAAGGUGGUAUCAGUGUAUAUACAAGAUGCCUGUGUACAAUGACAGUGUAUAUAUUAAAAGUGUACUAUAAGCAGUGUGUGGAAUGCACACACUUUUAGCUUAUUAUACUUCAGUUAAAAAGAAAAACAAGUCUUCAUAACUAAUUCUUGCUGAAAAAUGGUGGAUUUCCUCCCAUCUUCCAAGCUAUCUAUCAAAUGGAGGAGUGAGACAAAGACUUUGCAUGGAAAUAAGUUAAGGAUAUCGGAAGUAAAAAAACAACCUACUAAUCAUUGAAAACUGCAAACAGUGACUACUCUUCCUCAUACCAUUUUCUCUUUAGAUGUCUGCUUUUCAAGACAAUUUUAAUACCUCAGUUAAAUAAAAGUAGUUAAGUGCA
Molecule: messenger RNA, 1493 nt
Organism: Merops nubicus (carmine bee-eater)
Lineage: Eukaryota; Metazoa; Chordata; Aves; Coraciiformes; Meropidae
Gene: NETO2
Product: neuropilin (NRP) and tolloid (TLL)-like 2
Exons: 5
Molecular function (GO): protein binding
Source: RefSeq, a predicted model, not a curated record